AUGGUCUUCCAAAUCAAAACCAAAGCAGAGAUAUUCAAAAUCCCCAACUUCGGCGGCAUCCCCAACAUCUAUUUCGCGGACUACCUAGGAACGCAACAAGAUACUCAAGCCCAAUCACCGGCUCAUGGUUCCGCAUCGAAAAAGGCCCUCCGUCGACUCCCCCGAAAUACGAUUACGACGAAGUCGGCGUGGUCAUUGAGGGCAAGAUAA
Messenger RNA from Penicillium subrubescens, 210 nucleotides. RefSeq lists its product as uncharacterized. The transcript is spliced from 2 exons. NCBI's taxonomy places the organism in Eukaryota, Fungi, Ascomycota, Eurotiomycetes, Eurotiales, Aspergillaceae. Bases 1 to 210 code for a protein of 69 amino acids. The record is from RefSeq and is a predicted model, not a curated record.